CGAGCAACUGCAAUGGYGUUCAAAGAAGAAAAYACAUACUUUUUCUUAUCCUUUUCCAUUUGAAAAAGUGCAAAUAUCCCAGUGAGGUUAUAAACUGRCGACAUUUUUUCUUCAAGUCACUAAAAAUGAGCUCUAGAAGAGGAAAUUCGAGUGGAACUAAACCAGGAGCCCUUCGACCUUCUUCAGCAAAAGGAAGAACCAAAAGCAGCAAAGGAGCCAUUUCAUCGCGCUCAAAUGCCAGUGUUGAGUCUGACUUUAGUGAGCUGUCAGUUACUGGUACAAGUAAAAUUGCAAAGAAAACKUACAGAAAAUCAGAUACCCAUGCACGUUCCAGUCAUUCAAGUCCUCUAGUAUCAGGGGAUGCUAGUAGUGACAGUGCUCAAGCAAGACAUAAGCACCAUAAGCAGUAUGAUAUCAACUCUGAGGAUAAUUUAAGAUUCCCAGAAAAUAAAUUGUCAAGAAAAAAAGAAUUAGCUUUGUCAUUUAAGAACAAGCCAUCACCUYGUUCAUCUCAUAGGAAGGAACACCAAUCAGAAGCAGACCUUGAGGAUUGGUGGCCAGGUUCCAACCAUGUCCCUAAAGUACCCCUUCUACAUGACCUGGGCUCCCCAACAGACAACAAACCAGUGAAUUGGUUUACAAACAGUACUGAUGUAGCAGCUUCAAAUGCACAGACCUACAGUCCAAACGACCAUAUUGUUGAUGUCCUGAAUGAAAUGUUGAAUUCUCCUGGUAAUGAAGAGAAACUAGAUAGCAAAGGUAACUCAUCUGGAGAACGRGAGACCAAACAAAGUCCAGUCCCCAAACUCAGACUGAGUGAYAGCUUUGACAAUAAUAAGCUSACUGCAAUCAAGGCUCAGAACAAUGCUGCAGUWGUGAUACAGAAAUGGUACMGAGGYUGGAACGUUAGAAGAAAAACAGGAAAGUCAGCUGUUAAGGAAAUUCUGGGACAGCGAAAACAGGCAGCAGAGAGACUUUCCCURAAUCAUCUUGGMUCAAUGGUUUGUAUUAUGUGAUCGUACAUGUACUGUAACUAAAAUUGAAAUCCUUCACGGUUCCCUUUGUUAUCUUGAAAGGUAGCCAUUGUACAAAAAGAGAUCAUUGAGCAUGCAAUGAUAGAUACCUUUGAAUAAUUGACUGUAGUUAUGAAAGAAGGAUUCUAUAUUUGCAUGUUAAAAAGUUGUCUUAC
This is a messenger RNA of Exaiptasia diaphana, 1189 nucleotides long. RefSeq lists its product as uncharacterized. Gene Ontology annotation, molecular function: protein binding. Lineage: Eukaryota; Metazoa; Cnidaria; Anthozoa; Actiniaria; Aiptasiidae. The transcript has 6 exons. The record is from RefSeq and is a predicted model, not a curated record. Bases 126 to 1016 code for a protein of 296 amino acids.